Mytilinidion resinicola is the source of this 327-nucleotide messenger RNA. RefSeq lists its product as uncharacterized. The transcript has a single exon. The annotation marks the transcript as partial. NCBI's taxonomy places the organism in Eukaryota, Fungi, Ascomycota, Dothideomycetes, Mytilinidiales, Mytilinidiaceae. The record is from RefSeq and is a predicted model, not a curated record.
GGAAGUUCUUCGGACAGAUAUUUAGCUUUAAGCUACGUUUGGGGUCAAAUAUCCAUGCUUCAGACGAAGAAAGACAACUUCUCAGAUCUGCAGGAACCAGGUUCUAUUUCCGAUCAAAAUCCAGGGAUUGCGCUGACCACUCGGGACGCCAUCAAAUUCACAAGAGACUCGGGGUGUCGAUACUUAUGGGUGGAUUCUCUGGGUAUCAUACAGGACGACCAUGAGCAGAAGCACCAACAAAUUGCACAGAUGGACAUUGUCUACAGCCAGGCCUGCAUGACCAUCAUCGCUGCAUCCGGGGCAGAUGCCAAUUCAGGUCUUCCCGGU